Pseudophryne corroboree (corroboree frog) is the source of this 3116-nucleotide messenger RNA. It is a transcript of the gene NXPE3, whose product is annotated as neurexophilin and PC-esterase domain family member 3. The record is from RefSeq and is a predicted model, not a curated record. The transcript is spliced from 6 exons. Bases 533 to 2215 code for a protein of 560 amino acids. Lineage: Eukaryota; Metazoa; Chordata; Amphibia; Anura; Myobatrachidae.
UAACAUCCCUCCCCCGUAUCCAGCUCCCCCACUACACACAUGCAGAGAGGGGAGGAGGCGUCGCUGCUGUCCCUGCCCGGAGGCCUGGCUGGCUGGGCUGGGCAUAUAACCCGUUAUAAUGUGUGCCACAGCUGCGCCUGGCAGCUAAAUAAAUGCUGCUUAUUGUUGUCUGCUUGGAGCGCAGUGAGCUGGUCUCUGUAAGACGAGGCUGCGCAGCGGCCGUGCUGCAGUGUGUGCGGGGGCCCAUGUGAGACACCGAGGGCAGGAGCACAGGAAGGGGCCGAUAGAGGAGGCGCACAUCGGAGAGCACCAGACAUGGCACCUCCUGUCCCAGCAGCGCUACUGGUAGAGACCCACCGGAUACUCGGCUGCUGCUGGGCCAUGAUGGUGGGGGCUGCAGCCUGCACCUGCUGAUUUCUGGGAUUGAUUAAUUGGCAUCCGAAGAAAAGCCUGGCUUGCUGGAACUAUCAUGACUGAGCCUGGCCAUGUCCAUCCUGCAAUAUAAUAUGGAUGUGGGAGCGAUUGCUGGAAAAUGUGGUGCACCUUGUACAUGUUCCAGAUAUGCUUUGUGCUUUUGUCACUGUUAGCUGUCCUGCUGCUGGUUAGUAACAUUCACCUGGUAGAGGUAAGAGGGAUUAUGAAGCAUAUCAAUCACAGGAGGGGUCUGGAGCCAGAAUGGACCAACAUGUAUGGUGAUACAACUCGUCUUCUGUCGCCAGUGAGCCGAAAACACUUUUGUGAUUAUCAACACCAAACCCUGUCCCAGUCUGAGCAAGAAGAGCAAAAAUCCUUACUUAAAGCUCUGGAAUGGCCCGCUCCACCUCAUGGCAAAGUCAUUUUCCUCAGGAGCACGGAUGCUGCACAUAGCCACUUUGUGAUCUUACAGUCUCAGUCACGGUUUAAGGUGGGCGAUGCAAUGGAAGUGCUAGUCAGAAUGCGUGAUUUUGAAGGUAAUCCAAAGCAAUAUGGAGGAGACUACUUGCAAGCAAGGAUUCACACUCCUUUACUUAAAGCUGGCGCAGUAGGAAAGGUGUUGGACCAUAAGAAUGGAUUCUAUAGUGUGUUCUUCACUUUGCUUUGGCCAGGAAGCGUGACCGUCUCAUUGACUUUGGUACACCCAAGUGAAGCGAUCCAAGUCCUUCAACAUUUACGUGAACAGAAAUCAGACAGAGUCUACUUUAAGAGUUUGUUCCGAUCUGGUAACACGUCGGAAACCAAAAUGUGUAAUGUUUGUCUGCCUGCAAAAGCACCUGUAUGUAACUUCACAGACCUGAAGACUGGCGAACCUUGGUUUUGCUACAAGCCUGACAAGUUACAUUGCACAAAUCGAGUCAAUCAUGCUAAAGGAGGCUACUUGAAAAAUCUUUUGACCUUCCAUGAAAACAUGUUCUUUCAAAGUGGUGUGAACAUCAAAGUACCAAUCUUGGCAAGUGGCCCUGAUACAGUGACUGUGCACCCUUGGAAAGUUAAAGACAAGCCUUUGCUCCGUAGCUCCAAGUUUCUGCCGGCAGGCUAUUAUUACAGAGAUCAGUGGAUGUCUGGGAGAUCCAUUGUCUGGCAGUUUGACAAGCCCUCCGAUAUCACAGACUGUUUACAAGGGAAAGUGGUGCAUUUGUUUGGUGAUUCUACAAUAAGGCAAUGGUUCGAAUAUCUCACAGAAUUUGUGCCAGAGCUUAAGCCAUUUGACCUUGGGAGCCCUAAAAAUGUUGGACCAUUCUUAUCCGUUGAUGUGGAUCAUAAUAUAAUGCUAAAAUUCCGCUGCCAUGGGCCUCCCAUUCGCUUCUCAACAGUUUCCAGCAACGAGCUCCGCUAUAUAGCCAAUGAACUGGAUGGUAUAGUUGGAGGACAAAACACUGUAAUAGCCAUAACCAUCUGGUCUCACUUUAGCACCUUUCCAGUAGAGGUGUAUAUAAGACGCCUUAGGAAUAUACGAGCAGCUGUCCAACGCCUACUGGAGCGCAGUCCGAACACCGCCAUUAUCAUCCGCUCUGCCAAUGUCCAGGAGCUUGGGCCUGAAGUGAGUCUUUUCAAUAGUGACUGGUUCUCAUUACAACUUGACACUGUAAUGAGGUCUAUGUUUGCAGGACUUCACAUACAAAUUGUGGAUGCCUGGGAGAUGUCACUUGCUCAUUAUCUCCCCCAUGCUCUUCACCCUGAUCGUGUUAUUGUAAAGAACCAGAUAGAUGAGUUUCUGUCAUUUGUAUGCCCCAACUGAGUGUCUGUUUGAGUUUAUUGGUUACGUUUUAUUUUUUUGGAAGAGAUUUUCAUUUGGCUAUUGGUGUGGAAAGCCCACAAAACAUGUCUAGUGUAGCACUUUAUUAGUUGAAUACUUAUGACCAUAAAGGUGAGGGAAGAGGCAUUCAUACACAGACAAAGUGUAAGUAAAGGGCAGCUCAUGCAGACUAGCAAAUAAGCACAUAUUAGGAAGUUUAUCUUUUGCACAUGCUAAAAUGCUACAGGGCAAGCUAACACUGAUUAUGAUAACUUGUAGUAAUGAUGGAACGCAAGAAAAGUCCAUGAUUUCUCAGCAGUAAGCCCAUUUAUUAAAUUAGUAAAAAAAAAAAAAAACGGGUGUGGUAUGGGCUGACCGAUGGUCUCCUGACCGCCGGUCAGCAUACCAACGCCGGGAUCCCGGCGGGGACGGGCGAGUGCAGCAAGCCCCUUGCGGGCUCGGUGGUGACCCGUGAGCUCGGUGGCGACCCACGGUCGCCACGGGUUGUAUUCCCACUCUAUGGGUGUCGUGGACACCCACGGGUGGAAAUAGUCCCUGUUGGUCAGCAUGCCGACUGUCGGUAUAGUGAGGGGACGGGAUUUUGGGGGAGGUCAUGUGAAUACCACCCAUAGUAAACAUACCCCUUAAUAACUCAUGGUUUUCACAGUUUAUUUGGCUUGGAGUGCAUUGCAGAAGGGAACCGCUCGGUAUUGUACAGAGGCAGCUCACAAUCAUUGCCCUUAUACUUUCCCUGCUGAAUGCACUCAAAACCAGUCAUUGGUAUUUAAUAUAUCCCUGUAAAUUAUCCAUUUUUAAAGACAAAUUUAGUUUUACAUGGUAUUUAAAACAGAUCCACUUUAAAAUAUAUUUACAGUGGCUGGAAAUAUUAAAUUUGUUAUGUUAA